AUGGAUCCUGCUGAGGCAGCGGCGGCGUAUUUGACCUCCGUUUUUGAAAGAAUGGGGGUGCCGUGCAGAGUGAGCAACACACCGGAAAAAGGAAAGCACGUUGUUGCAACAGCUGACAUCCCAGCACAGAGCGAUCUCUUCGAAGAGGCACCCAUCGUGUCGUGGCCAGCGCAGAGUUACGUGGAGAUUGGCAUUCCCUUCUGCUCGCACUGCCUCCGGCAACAGAGGAAGAUAGACGCGACGAGGGGAAGCAGGGGUAGGGGCACGUGGAGUACCUGCAACGGCUGCGGAUCAUUUUUCUGUUCAGACAUCUGUGAGUCAUCCAGCAGGACUGCGCAUCGUAUCUUGUGUUGUGUUUUGAAAGAGCUCCGGGAAGAAAAGGUAAACGCGAACCUUUGCACUGACAGUGUCGAUGAUACCCGCUACAAGCCCAUCACAAAGGAGUCGCUGGCACGGUGUGUGGCGUGGAUUGUUUCUCGCAUUGCAACGAGCAUCCAGCAGCAGAAGUUUAGUGGCAAGGUGCUUGGAGAGCACCACAACGAAAAUGGAGAGAGUAUUGCCCGGCAACUCUUCCACAUUGCCACUGCGCCUUUUAAUCGCCUUAUCGACGUCCCUAGAGGCACAGAGUUCGCUGAUGUGGAUGCUGCUGCAUGGUAUCGGACCGUGGAUGAGCUCCUUCGAGAGCCUUGCCGUGCUGCCCUGUUGGGAGCUGCUGCUCAACCAUCCGCCGAUGGCGACGUCUGGGCAGAAGAAAUUGUCGAUGCUUUGUUGCGUCACGACACCCUAGAAUCCUUACUUGGUCAGAUGACGCUUAACGCACAGGCGUUAAACAGUUUUCUCCUGUUUUCCCCUUCCAGUGGUGGGGCACCUUCUUCCGCUACUCCGCCUGCGGAAUGGGUUCUAAAGGGCGGCGGCGUUUAUACUUUGCAAUCUGCCUUCAACCACUCGUGCCGGCCUAAUGUGAUUGUGAGUGCGAUGGAUGGUACACAUGACAUCACAUUGCGUACACUCCGCCCAGUAAAGAACGGGGAGGAGCUCACCAUCACGUACAUACCACUCAAGGACACCACGCGUGAAAAGCGGCACGCACUGCUGAGGGGGUACUUCUUCACGUGCCACUGCCCUCUCUGCAAAGAGGAGGAGACGGCCACGGAUGCUUCCAAUGCGUAA
Molecule: messenger RNA, 1170 nt
Organism: Trypanosoma grayi
Lineage: Eukaryota; Euglenozoa; Kinetoplastea; Trypanosomatida; Trypanosomatidae
Exons: 1
Coding region: 1-1170 (389 amino acids)
Cellular component (GO): nucleus
Molecular function (GO): protein binding
Source: RefSeq, a predicted model, not a curated record